AUGUUCUAAAAUAAUUUGAUUGCUUUGGAGACUAUCAUUAAAUAACUUUCUCUUAAAGAUAAGGAAUCUAUACCGAUACUUAUUUGCUCUAAUUUAUUUGGAAAUUUAACCCCUCUAGAUUUUUCAAUUAAAAAUCAUCAAUAAAAGAUUAUCAACACUAUUUUAUCAGUGAUUUUAAAAUACUAAGAUCAUCUUGUUUUUAACUAACUGAUUGAUAAAAAUCUAUGUGAAUUAAUAAAACAAUAAAUCGAUUUGCAAGAAUACUUUGACAGUAACUUGCCUUAAUAUCAAAUUUUAGACCCGUAAUUUACAAACCAACAUUCUGAUGAGCGUGAAUUAAUAAUUGGAAUAAACUUAAGACAUCCAAAAGAUAUUCAUUAAAAGUAUGACGAUUUGUUAAUUAAAAAAUUAAGUUAACUUUCAUAAAAUGAAGAUGAUCCAAUGGUAUCAAUUGAAUAUCACAUGAUAAAUUUACCAAUUACUCUUCAAAAUUAACCAACUAAACUUAUGAAAGUUCUCAGUGAAUCAGAUAAGCCUGAAUACUUUGAAAAUAAGAUUAUCUAGAGCAUAAUAAACUUUAAAUGGAACUAAUACACCAAAUCAUUUUAUUAGUAAAAUUUCUAAAUCUAUUUGAUAUUUAUGGUAUUUUUUAUUUUUGACAUAUUCUACACUACUUACACGUCUAAAUAAAAUGAUAAAAUUGAUGAAUAAUUAUCAGCAUAAACUGAAGUUGAAGAAACUAGACCCAAUAUCUGGGUGAAAACAUCUACUAAAAUAAUAUGUUCAAUUGUACUACUGUACUUUUUAAUUCACGAAAUAAGACAAAUAAGAAUCUAAAAAUCAAGUUAUUUUAGUGAUGGAUGGAAUUAUUUCGAUUUUUUUCACAUUAUAUCAUUUGCUACAUUUUGUAUUAUGGAAUUCACAGUUAAUGAUAAAGUAAAUCUUAUAUUGAUAGAAAUUCUGGUUAUUAUUCUAUCAUUUAUGAAACUAUUUUUCUUUCUCAGAAUAUACGAUGGAUUCAGUUUCUUAGUAUAAAUGAUGGCAGGAGUUUUCAAAGACAUAAAAUACUUCAUCAGUUUCUUCCUGAUAAUGAUUCUCCAAUUCGGAAUGAUAUUGUUGGUUUUAUUUAAAGCUGAAGAAAUUGAUGAGUAUAAUGGGGUAAAUGGAAUGGCCUACUUCUUAAUGGCCUUUAGAAUAUCCUCUGGCGACUUUCAAUUAGAUAAUUAUUAAAAUUAAGGAAGCUUACUAGUCAUAGUCUCAUGGAUUAUAUGGAUUUCAGCAGUGUUUACCUUAAAUAUUGUUUUCAUGAACUUUAUCAUUGCGGUGAUAUCUGAAUCAUAUGAAAGAGUUAUGCAAAAACUAGUAGCAGAAUCAUACAAGGUGAAAGCUAAUAUGAUUGUUGAAAGAGAAUAACUUUUCACAUCUUCAGAGCUUCUAAACAAAGAAAUGUUUCCAAAUUAUAUAGUUAUUAGAGGAUAAAUCAACAAUAAUAACAAUGAAAGUGGGGAAUGGCAAGGCUUCAUUAAAGAUCUUAAAUAUACAAUAAGAACAUCAGCUGCAAAAUCAAAAUAAGAAUUAAUAUAAAAUAAUAACUCUUAAUAUUCUAAAAUUUCUUCUGCUAUCAUUGAUGCUUAAACUUAGAAACAUAAGAAAAAUAGCAAAAAUGAUGAAAUAUAAGUAUAAUUUGGAUAAUUAAAAUAAUAGCUACUUGAAAAUGAUAAAGAGAAUAAAGAGAAUUAUUAGAAACUUGCUAAUGAGAUGGAUUUUAUAAAAUCGCAAAUAUCUUAAAUACUAAAAACGGUUUAGCAGUGA
Messenger RNA from Stylonychia lemnae, 1812 nucleotides. The record is from the annotation of a GenBank genome assembly. NCBI's taxonomy places the organism in Eukaryota, Ciliophora, Spirotrichea, Sporadotrichida, Oxytrichidae.